AUGCCGCGGGGACAGGGGCCGCCGCUCGCAGCCCCCUCCCCGCACGGUCAUGGCGGGCCCCGGCCGCCCCCUGCUCCCGCCCCCGCCCCCGCCCGACUCGCUUUCUGCCUUUGCCUGGGUCUUUGCAUCGGGGGCCUCUCUGCCUCCCCAGACCUGGGCUGCCAACCCUGCGGGCUCGAUUGCAACUGCACACCGGGGCCCGGCGGUGCCUGCAGCGUCAACUGCUCUGGCCGUGGUUUGCGAGGGCUUGGGCCCGAGCUGCCCAUCCCGCCCGACGUGACUGCGCUGGACAUCUCGGACAACUUCAUCAACACGUUAGAGACCGAGUUCUUUGAAAACCUCUCAGCCUUGGCACAACUAGACAUCAGCAACAACAAGAUUUUGACGCUAGAAGAAGGAAUAUUUGCUAAUUUAUUUAAUUUAAGUGAAAUAAACUUGAGUUUGAAUCCAUUCAUCUGUGACUGCAACCUGUCAUGGUUACCCAGCUGGGUGGAUGAGCAGAAGGUCAGUGUGGUUCAACUGAGGGAGACUCGGUGUGCCGAGCCACCCCGCCUGGCAGAUGUCCCCAUCCUCAGUGUCUCCUUCUCUGAUGGCAUCUGUGACAUGGAGUACAUUGCCUGUGUCCAAGACAACAGCUCAAGCACUAUGACUGUGGUCUUCUUCUCUGCUGCCCUUGAUGGUGUGUUUGCCCGGAAUACCUGCAGCGCCUUCUGUUUUUCCUUUGGUCAGCAGUAUGGGGGUCUCUCAGAGGAGGGCCGCUGCUUCUGCGGUAUGGCACACUCCCCAAAUGCGUCCUCUGGCUGCCUCCUCUUCUGUCCCGGGCUCACAGCACCUCCUGCUGCAUGCAGGGUACCCUUUAUUCUCCACAACAUCUUCCCUGCCUCCCUAGAAGCCUCACUCUGGGGACCUGGGGGCCCCCAGCCUGCUGGCCACCCCGUGGUCUUCAACGUAAGCACCCUGCUGCCUGCCAACAACUUACGCUGGGACUUUGGCGAUGGGACCCCGCCAUUGAUCGCUGGCCCCACUGCAUCUCAUCGAUUUGUUCUCCCUGGCCACUACAAUGUGACAGCUCUUCUGACCUUGGAAGUAGGCACAGCCUUGCUGUGGACCGAGGUGCAGGUAGAGGCUGUGCCCACAGAACUAGAGCUGCUGUGCCCAACCUGGCUCCAAAGUAAUGAAAGCCUUGAAAUUGGUAUCCGGAACCGAGGAGGCACUGGACUCAGUGCCACCUACAGCAUCACGGCAGAGAGCGAGCAGCCUGCUCAAGUGGUCCACCCCCUGUGCCCCUCCAACACAGAUAUCUUCCCUGGGAAUGGUCACUGCUAUCGCUUGGUAGUGGAGAAGGCUGCAUGGCUCCAGGCGCAGAGGCACUGCCAUGCCUGGGGUGGGGGAGACCUGGCCAUUGUGGGCAGCCCUGAGAUCCAGCGCUUCCUGGUCUCCCAGGUCACCAGGAGCCUCGACGUAUGGAUUGGCUUCACGACCUUGUCAGGUCCAGGGGUGCCACCCCACGGAGAGGCCUUCAGCCUGGAGAGCUGUCAGAACUGGCUGCCUGGAGAGCCGCACCCCGCCAACGCCGAGCACUGCGUGCGCCUGGGCCCUGCUGGCCAGUGCAAUACCGACCUUUGUACGGCCACCCACAGCUAUGUGUGCGAGUUCCAGCCCACAGGGAUUGUGUCUAGUGCGGAAAAUUUCUUUGUGGGUGAUGCCAGCUCAGAUCUGCCAGGGCCCACGGUCCCUGUGGAGGAACAGGAUUUCCUCUCUGCCCCAGGACAUGAGACUGUGGAGGUGAUGAUUUUUCCUGGCCUAGAGAUACAACAGAAGGGUUUUCUCACUGCUGCUGAGUUUGAGACUCAGGACCUGAUACAGCCUGUACAAAUGAGGCUUCAGGUGUAUCGUCCUGUGGAAGGAGGUAUUCCAGAGAACACUAGCCAACCUUUAUGCUCAUCCUUGGACAACCAAACGUGGGUGCCCCUUGACUGCUUGGCUGGGGAGCACUGGUGUCCCUUGGCAAAUAUGUGCUUGCCCCUGGAUAGUCCUUGCAGCAUAUCACCGUGUGCUAAUGAUUCCUCCUCUGAACAGAACAACCAUUGGUCUACCUUCUACUCACUUUGGAGGGAGUUCUUGUUUUCUCUCCCAGCAGGCCCUUCCUCUCAGUAUUCAGCGAGCUUCCGCAGCAAGAAUAUCUCCUUGCUUCCUGGAGACCUCUUCAGUAUCCAGCAUGAUGCGGGUCCAGGCUCUCUGCUACGCUUUCUGCCCCGUCAUGAAGCACUUUCCCACCAACACUCGCAGCUCGAGUGUUUAAGUGCCAGUGCCUCGACUUGGCUGCCCAGCCUCCCCGCUCAUUUCUCUGAGGUGCUGACCCCCAAUGGCACUCCCUGUGCCCUGCAUCUGCUCUUCGCCGGAGAGCGGGUGACCCGUCUCCUUGGCCAGCCCUCUAACCCUGGGCUACAGCACCUCGGGCGCUAUGUGUUCCGAGCCUCCGUGGACAAUGGUGUGUCCAGCCACAACCUGUCCUGUAGCUUCCAGGUACUGUCUCCUGUGGUCGGACUCCGAGUCAUUCAUCCUCACCCCCAGGAUGGUCUAUUCUAUGUGUCUACCAACUGGACUUACCUAGUGCUGAAGAUCAGCUCAGGGGCCAACGCUACGGCGAGGCGGCUGGGCAGCAACCAGAGUGUGCCCUUUGAAGCCUCCUGCCCUCUGGGAGCGGCCCAGCUGACGGCAGACUGUACCCGAGAAACCAAUGACACCUGGUUUGCAUUACUUGAACUCGAAGGGCUUGGAGAGGAUGAAAGCCUGGUAGAGAUUGUAGCGGAGAACCGUGUGAGCCUUGAGAACAUCAGCAUUCAGGUGAAGGCUGAGGAGCCUAUCCGGGGACUUAGUGCCACCCCAAACCCACAGACCCGGGUCUUGCAGAGCACCCUGGUGAGAUACAGCCCCGUAGUGGAUGCUGGCUCCGACGUCGUCUUUAAGUGGACAAUAGAUGACAAGCAGUCUCUGACCUUCUACAACGUAGUCUUCAACGUUAUCUACCAGAGUGCUGCUGUCUUUAAACUCUCGCUGACAGCCUCCAACCAUGUGAGUAAUGUCACCGUGAACUACAAUGUCACAGUGGAGAAGAUGAAUAAGAUGAGAGACCUGGUGGUGUCAGAGGUUCCAGCCAUCAUUCCCCAGAACACCACGCUGCAGCUUGGUGCUAGCGUCCAAGUGGACUCGGCUGUGGAAGUAACUUUCCUGUGGACAUUUGGGGAUGGGGAGCAGGAGAGUGGACAUUUCAAGCCCCCAUACAAUGAGUCUUUUCUGGUUCCUGAUCCUGGAGUCCAUCAAGUGCUAAUUGAACACAAUGUCACGCAUACCUACCAUGUCCCAGGUGACUAUAACGUCACAGUGUUUGUGUACAACACCUUGGAGAACCUGACCCAACAGGUGCCUCUGAGUGUCCGUGCUUCCUUGCCCCAUGUCACUGUGGAGACAGACAGUGGGGCUCUCGGGGUUGGCCACCCCAUCACCUUUGUGCCACAUCCACUGCCCUCUCCUACUGGCAUCCUGUACACGUGGGACUUUGGGGAUGGCUCCCCAGUGGUGCUGCAGAACCAGCCAGCAGCCACCCAUACCUAUGCGAGCAGAGGAGUAUAUAACAUCAGCCUGACGGUCAACAACACCGUGAGCAGUGUCGGGGCGCACCUCUCUGUCCGAGUGUUUGAGGAGAUUCGGGGUCUGCGAGUGACUUCAACCGCAGCCACAGAAAAGGGCAUGGCUGUGGUCGUCAAUGCUUCCGUGGAAGCUGGGGACAAUAUCACGUGGACCUUCGAUAUGGGAGAUGGCACCGUCUUGACGGGCCCAGAGGCCUCUGUGCAGUAUGUCUACUUAAAGGAAGAGAACUGCACCAUCAAAGUGACCGCGGCCAACCCCGUCAGCUCCGUCUUCCAGCUCCUGCCCAUCCACGUUUUUGUCCUAGAAGUGCUGAAGAUCGAGCCUUCGUCCUGCAUCCCGGAGCAGCCGGAGGUCCAGUUGACGGCCCAUGUGACUGGGGACUAUACCCAUUAUGUCUUCGACUGGACUUUUGGGGAUGGCUCGUCUAAUGCCACCGUUCACGGCCAUCCCACAGUGAUGCACAAUUUCACCCGAAGUGGGGUUUUCCCCCUCUCGCUGGUCUUGUCCAGCCUUGUCAACAAGGCCCAUUACUUCACCAGUGUCUGUGUGGAACCCGAGGUCAGCAACAUCACUCUGCGGCCCGAAAGACAAUUCGUGAAGCUCGGAGAGGGGGCCACGCUUGAGGUUCAAGCCUUCCCCCCGUUUUUCUACCACUACUCUUGGGAUUUUGGGGCCAAUGACUCCGCCCGCUCAGGAGGCACCGAGGUGAGCUACACUUACAGAGUGCCUGGAAUCUACCUGGUCACAGUGACGGUGUCCAACAACGUCUCUUCGGACAAUGAUACCGCCUUCGUGGAGGUGCAAGAACCCAUGGGCAUCACCAGCAUCGAGGUCAACAGCUCUCACGUGUUAGAGCUGGACCAGCCCUACCUGUUCUCGGUUCUGGGCCCCGGGAGCCCGGCUAGCUACAGCUGGGACCUGGGGGAUGGCCGGAGGCAGGAGGGCCUGCGCGUCGUCCAUGCCUACAACCACACGGGCAGCUACACCAUCAGCGUGCUGGGAUGGAAUGAGGUGAGUCGCAGCGAAGCCCGGCUCAACGUCACGGUCAAGAGGCGGGUCCAGGGCCUGAGCGUCAACGCCAGCAGGACGGUGGUACCGCUGAACGGCUCGGUGAGCUUCACUACCACGCUGGAGGCAGGGAGCGACGUGCACUAUUCCUGGGUCCUGUGUGACCGAUGCACCCCCAUCCUAGGCUCCUCCACCAUAUCUUACACUUUCCGCUCGGUGGGGACCUUCAACAUCAUCGUCACUGCGGAGAACGAAGUCAGCUCCCUUCAAGACAGCAUCUUCAUUUACGUGCUGCAGCAGAUCGAGGGGCUGCAGAUGCUGGGCGAGGGCGAGGGAGGCUGCUUCCCUACCAAUCGCACCCUGCAGCUUCAGGCAGCGGUGAGAGACGGCACCAACGUCUCGUACAGCUGGACGGUGCAGCAGGAGAGCGGCCUCAUCCAUGCUGCCCACGGCAAGGUCUUCUCGCUGACUGUCCUCGAGGCUGGCCCUUACCACGUCCAGCUAAAAGCCGUCAACAUGCUGGGGAGUGCCGUAGUCAACAGGACGCUCGAGUUUGUGGAGGACGUGGGGCGGCUGGCAGCGUCUGCCUCCCCCAAUCCUGCUGCUGUUAACACGUCUGUCAACAUCAGUGCCGAGACAUCCAGUGGCACCAGCCUCACCUACGGCUGGCUCCUGCCGGAGGGAGUAUCCGUGGAGGCCGCAGAACCGUUCAUCGUCCAUUCCUUCUCCAGCCCCGGGCUGUGGGCAGUCACUGUCACAGCCAAGAACCAACUUGGCUCCGUUAAUGCUACCAUCCACGUGGACGUGCAGGAGCCUGUGGCCGGCCUCACUGUUGGGUGCGGGGAGUUGGGCAGCAGCUUUGUGGCCUCGGGCUCUCUCGUUUCCUUCUGGGGGGAUCUGGAGCAUGGGAGCAAUGUAAGCUGGUCCUGGGAGCUGCCGGACGGCACUAGGAGUGGACAGAGAAUAGCAGUGGUCUUUCCCAACGCCGGUACCUUCUCCGUCCGGCUUAACGCCUCCAAUGCUGUCAGCUGGACUCUAGCCAGCUGUAACAUCACUGUGGAGGACCCCAUCCAGGGCCUCGAGCUCUGGGCAAGCAGCAGGGUGGUAGAACCAGGGGAAAGGGUCCAGUUUAACAUCCACUUGGCCUCGGGCUCCGAUGUAAAUUACCGUCUCCUGAUCAGUGGGGGAGUCACCAUCGCUUUGGGGGAGCCUCACUUCUCCCAUAGUUUCCCUAGAGUGGGUGACUACAUGGUGACUGUGCAGGCAGAGAAUCACGUGAGCUGGGAGCAGGUCCAGGUGCGAAUCUCUGUCCUGGAAGCCAUUGGGGGGCUACAGAUUGUGGGCUGCUGUGAGCUAGGUAUACCCACAGGUGGGGAGAGAAAUUUCACAGCCCGGGUACAGAGGGGGUCCCGAGUCUCGUACGCCUGGUAUUUCUCCCUGCAGAAGGUUCAGGGUGACUCUCUGGUCAUCCUCUCCGGCCGAGAGGUGACUUACACCCCUGUGGCAGCCGGUCAGCUCGAGAUUCACCUCCAUGCCUUCAAUGACCUGGGCAGUGUCAACCUCACCAGGACCACUGAGGUUCAGGACCUCAUCCAGGCUGUGGAGCUCCAUCCUGAAAGCUGCUUCACAAACCGAUCGGCACAAUUUGAGGCGGCCACAACACCCAGCCCCCGGCGUGUGUUCUAUCAGUGGGAUUUUGGAGAUGGGUCCCAGACCCAAGUGACCGCCACACCGCUGUCCAACCACACGUACCUCUUCCCUGGGGACUACAACAUAAAGGUCAACGCCUCCAACUUGGUUAGUUUCUUGGUGGCCAAGACCACGGUGACGGUACGUGUGCUGGAGUGUGAGGAACCCGAGGUGGAAGUGGCCCUGCCCACGCAGGUAGUGAUGUGCAGGUCUCAGCGCAGCUACCUGGAGGCACACAUCAACUUACGGGGCUGCGUCACCUACCAAACCGAGUACCACUGGAAGGUGUACCGGGCAGCCAGCUGUUUACACUACCGGCGCUCGGCCCACGUGCCGCUGCCCGGGGUGGAUGUGAGCCGGCCCCAGCUGGUUGUGCCACGGCUGGCCCUGGCCGUGGGGGACUACUGCUUUGUAUUCGUGGUAUCCUUCGGGGAUACCCCCCUCUCACGCAGCAUUCAGGCCAACGUGACGGUGACACCAGGCCGGCUUGUUCCCAUCAUCGAUGGCGGCUCCUACAGAGUCUGGUCCAACACGAGGGACCUAGUGCUUGAUGGUGGCAAGUCUUAUGACCCCAACCUGGAAGACGGUGACCAGACCCUCCUCAGCUUCCACUGGGCCUGCGUCUCUUCCUCCAAGAGUCAUCCUGGAGGGUGUCCCUUAAACUUUGGCCCCCGGGGAAGCAGCAUGAUCACCAUUCCCAAGGAGCGGCUUGAAGCUGGCGUCGAAUAUACAUUCAACCUGACAGUCUGGAAGGCAGGGAGAAAGGAAGAGGUGACCAAUCAGACGGUGCUGAUCAGGAAUGGUUUAGUGCCCAUUGUGUCCCUGGAAUGUGUUUCCUGCAAAGCACAAUCAGUGUAUGAAGUCAGCAAGAGUUCCUACGUCUACCUGGAGGGGACCUGCCACAACUGCAGUAGUGGCUCUAAGCGAGGGCGAUGGGCAGCCCAGACAUUCAGCAACAAAUCCCUAGUACUGGAUGAGUCAACAACGUCAACUGGCAGCUCAGGCAUGCGGCUGGUUCUGAGGCGAGGCGUACUUCGUGAUGGCGAGGGCUACACUUUCACCCUGACCGUGUUGGGCUGCUCUGGGGAGGAAGAAGGUUUUGCUUCCAUUGACUUGUUCCCCAACCGCCCUCCUAUUGGGGGCUCUUGCCGCCUCUUCCCCCAUGAGGCUGUCAAGGCUCUCACCACCAAGGUCCACUUUGAGUGCACAGGCUGGCGGGACACAGAGGAUGAAAAUGCUCCACUGGUGUAUUCCCUGCUUAUGCGGCGCUGCCGUCAAGGCUACUGUGAGGAAUUCUGCAUCUACAAAGGCAGUCUCUCUGCAUAUGGAGCUGUGUUGCCUCCCGGCUUUAAGACCCACUUCACUGUGGAUCUCUCUGUAGUCGUGCAGGACCAGUUAGGUGCUGCCGUGGUAGCCCUGAACAAGUCUCUACUUAUUACCUUACCCGAGCCUUCUCCCAGCUUCCACUGUCUUACCCACUGGCUGUACAGUCUGACUGAGACAGUCCUGCCAGGGCUGGUGAAACAGGCCGACCCCCAGCAUGUCAUCGAGUACUCAUUGGCUCUCAUCUCUGUCCUCAAUGAGUAUGAACAGGUAACAUCCUCAGAGGAAGAGGCCAGCCACGAGAGGCAACUCCGGGUGCUGAUGCGAAAAAACAUCACAGAGAUCCUUGUUUCCCUUCGUGUCAACACCGUGGAUGAUAUUCAGCAGAUCUCAGCUGCCCUAGCACAGUGCACGGUAGCAAGUAAGGAGUUUGUGUGCCACUCUUGCCUCAGAAAAACCCUGAACAAGCUGGAGAACAUGAUGGCCAUCCUGCAAAAUGAGACCACACAAGGCACAGUGACCCCCACAGCCAUUGCUGACAACAUCCUCAACAUCACUGGUGACCUCAUUCACCUGGUGAACUCAGAUACCCAGAGCCUAGAGCCUACAGAGCUGUGCAGCAAACCCCUCACCCUCCUGGUGGCCUCCCGAGCUUAUAACCUGUCAUCGGACCUGAUGAGAAUCCUCAUGAAGUCUCGAGUGCUGAAUGAAGAACCGCUGACCCUGGCGGGGGAAGAGAUUGUGGCUCGAGGCAAACGUUCGGACCCCUUCAGCCUGCUGUGCUAUGAGAACACUUCUGACUGCCAGUUUUCCAUCCCACCUGCUUUCAACAGUACCUUCUCUGAUGUCACUGACGUCAUUCAGCUCAUUUUCCUCGUGGACUCCAACCCCUUCCCCUUUGGCUACAUCAGCAACUACACAGUCUCUACCAAAGUGGCCUCCAUGGCCUUCCAGACACAGGCAGGGGCCCAAAUCCCAAUAGAGCGGCUGGGAUCCGAGAAGGCCAUCACCGUCAAGGUGUCUAACAACACGAGUGGAGGAGGCGGUGGGGACCGCGUCCUCUCCGCCAGCACUGCCAUCAUCCAACCGCGCACAUCUGUCAGCGCCAUCAUUGCCCCCGAAAACCACAACCCUGAGGCCGGCCUGCACUUCCAGCUUACCUACACUGUACUGAAUGAGCGAUACUUGUCCGAGGAGCCCGAACCCUUCCUUGCUGUCUAUCUGCACUCGGCCCCACAGCCCAAUGAGUACAACUGCACAGCCAGCAAGAAGAUUGGACUGAAGGCACUGGCCGGAGGGGACCACAGGCCUUAUACCUUCUUCAUCUCUCCAGGAACGGAUGACACAACAGCAAGUUACUACCUGAAUAUGACCAGCCAUUUUCAUUGGUCCGAGGUGGAAGUGACGGUGGGUCUUUACACAUCACUGUGCCAGUACUUCAGUGAGAAGGAGAUGAUGUGGAAGACAGAGGGCAUCGUGCCCCUAGAAGAGACCUCCCCCAGCCAGGCGGUCUGUCUGACGCGCCACCUCACAGCCUUUGGUGCUAGUCUCUUUGUUCCCCCCAGCUCCAUCCAAUUCAUCUUUCCCGAGCCUGCCCCAGGCAUCAACUAUAUUGUACUCCUGACUUGCGCCGUGUGCCUGGCCACCUAUGUAGUGACAGCUCUGAUUGUCCACAAGCUGGACCUGAUGGACGUCAGCCGAGUGAGCAUCAUCCCCUUUUGUGGGAAGAAUGGUCGCUUCAAGUAUGAGAUUCUUGUGAAGACUGGCUGGGGCCAGGGCUCAGGCACAACAGCCCACGUGGGCAUCACCCUCUACGGGGCAGAUGGCCGAAGUGGACACCGGCAUCUGGAUGGAGAGAGUGCUUUUCAUCGCAACAGUCUGGACAUCUUCCAGAUUGCCACACAGCGCAGCCUUGGGAGUGUGUGGAAGAUCCGAGUGUGGCAUGACAAUAAAGGGCUCAGCCCGGCCUGGUUCCUACAACACAUCAUUGUCCGGGAUUUACAGACUGGCCGAAGUGCCUUCUUCUUGGUGAAUGAUUGGUUGUCGGUGGAGACUGAGGACAACGGGGGCCUGGUGGAGAAGGAAGUCCUAGCAGCAAGUGAUGCCACCCUACGCAGGUUCCCACGGCUGCUGACGGCAGAACUACAGCGAGGCUUUUUUGAGAAGCACAUCUGGCUGUCACUGUGGGACCGCCCCCCACGAAGCCGCUUCACUCGGGUCCAGCGGGCUACUUGCUGCGCCCUCCUGAUCUGCCUCUUCCUGGGUGCCAAUGCUGUGUGGUACGGAGUUGUGGGAGAUGUCGAUCACAGCAAUGUGCCCAUGUCCAGUCUGAUCCCACUAAGUGUGGACACGGUGGCCGUUGGCCUGGUGUCCAGUGUGGUUGUCUACCCUCUCUACCUAGUUAUCCUGUUUCUCUUCCGUAUGUCCCGGAGCAAGGUAUCAGUAAGCCCUGACCGUAGCCCUGCAGGGCAGCAGAUGCUGGACAUCGAUAACUAUCUGGAGACAUCAGUUCUAGACAGCUCCUUCCUCACUUUGUCUGGACUCCAUGCUGAGGCAUUUUCUGGACAAACUAAAACAGAUUUGUUUCUGGAUGAUUCUAAAAGCCUGAUGCAUUGGCAGUCCAGUGAUGGCACUCUUAGCUGGCCAGACCUACUCAGUGACCCUUCCAUCAUGGGUAACACCCUUCAGAGGCUGGUGCGGGCCCGGGCUGGGAACCCUCAGGGUCUGGAGACCAUGGAAGAAGAUGGUCUCUCCCUGGGAAGCCCCCCUUCCCAGACCAAGUACUUCUCCACCUCAGAUGAAGAUCUUAUCCGACAGAUACUCGCCGAGGGGGCUAGCAGCAUUGCCCCUGCUAGAGAUACCCACCUGGAGACUGACCUCCUCACAGGCCUGUCUGGUACUCUGGGGGCAAAAACGGAAGCUCUGAUGCUACAGAGGCUGAAUGAGAAGGGAUUGCCCUCUGUGGCCCCCACCCAGGAACUGGUCCAGUCAGCAAAGUUCACCCGGGGAGGGCUAGCGGAGGGUCUGCGGAAGCGGCUACUUCCUCCAUGGUGUGCGCCCCUCGCCCACGGGCUCAGCCUCUUGCUCGUGCUGGUGGCCGUGGGCAUCUCGGGCUGGAUCGGCACCAACUUCACAUCCAGCGUUGGCGUCAUGUGGCUCAUCUCGGGCAUCUUCAGCUUCCUGUCUUCAUUCCUGUUCUGGGAACCUCUCAAGGUCCUGCUGGAAGCCCUCUACUUCUCUCUAGUGGCCAAGCGGCUCCAUCCGGAGGAGGACGACACCCUGGUGGAGUGUCCAGCCGUGGAGCCUGUGUGUGAACGGAUCCCCCGCGUGCGGCCCCCCCAGGGCUUUGCCCUCUUUCAGGCCAAGGAGGAGGCUCGGAAAGUCAAGCUCUUGCACAGGAUGCUCAAGAACUUUCUGGUGUACAUGCUGUUCCUGCUGGUGACCCUCCUCACCAACUACGGAGAUGCCUCGAGCCAUGCCCACGCCUACCGCCUGCAGAGCUCCAUCAAGCAGGAGCUGGACAGCAAGGCCUUCCUGGGGAUCACCAGGUCAGAUGAAUUCUGGGGGUGGAUGUCCCGCGUGCUGCUCCCCUACGUCCACGGGAACCAGUCUGCCCUGGAGCUCGGGCCUCCGCGUCUGCGGCAAGUUCGGCUGCAGGAGGCGCUCUGCCCAGAUGCUCGGGGAGCCAUGAGGAGGGUGUGCGAGACAUCCAGCAGCUUCAGCACCAAGGAUUACGAGGUUGGCUGGGAAAGCAGCUCCCUCAAUGGGACGCGGAAAUGGGCCUACUCGGCGCCGGACUUGGCAGGGGUCUGGUACUGGGGCUAUUUCUCCGUCUAUGACAGUGGGGGCUACGUCCAGGAACUGGGGGUCAGCCUGGAGGAGAGUCGAGAGUUGCUGGGCUUCCUGCAGCGGCAUAAUUGGAUCGACAACAUGAGCCGAGCCAUAUUCGUGGAGCUCACUCAAUACAGCCCAGCCGUAGGGCUCCAUGCGGCGAUCACUCUGCGCCUCGAGUUCCCGGUGUCAGGACGGGCCUUGACGGCCAUCAGUGUGCGGCCCUUCCCUCUGCAGCGGCUCAGUGCAGGCGUCACCCUGCAGCUGCUGAUGAUGGUGUUUCUGAUGCUCUUUGUCGUGUACUUCGUGGUGGCUGAAGCCCUGGCCAUGCAGAAGGAGGGCCAGGCGUACCUGGUCCGUGCAGGGGCUUGGGGCCAGUGGCUGCUCAUCCUCCUGACCACGGCCACCGUGCUCAUCCACCUGAGCCAGCUGAGCCUGGCCGACCAGCAGUGGGGCCGCUACCUGAAACGCCGGCCCCGCCACUUCACCAGCUUCUACCAAGUGGCUCAGCUCAGCUCGGCCUUCGCCAGCCUGGCCGCAUCCCUGCUUUUCCUUCUGAUGAUCAAGGCCGCCCAGCAACUGCGCUUCAUCCGUCAAUGGUCAGUGUUUGGGAAAACUCUGUACCGCUCCAUGAGAGAGUUGGUGGCAGCUGGCCUGGCCCUGCUGGUGUUGGCAGUAGCCUAUACCCAGUUAGGCUUCAUGCUGUUCUCCUCCUGCUCCGACUCCCUUCGAAGCAUGGGUUGGGACCUCUUCCUGCUAUGCCCGGCGGGUGGGGACCCCCAUGUGUGCCCCUCGGAGCCUUGGCGCCUGUCGCCAUUGCUGUGUACCAGCCUCAUGGUGCUGCAGCUGUGGGGGGCUCUGCGGCUGGGAGCCGUCGUGCUCCGGAGGCGCUACCAUGCCCUUCGGGGAGAGCUGUACCGGCCAGCCUGGGAGCCCCAGGAUUACGAGAUGGUGGAGCUGUUUCUGCGGCGCCUUCGCCUCUGGAUGGGUUUCAGCAAGGUCAAGGAGUUUCGACACAAGGUCCGGUUUGAGGGGAUGGAACCGUUGCCCUCACGCUCAUCGAGUGACUCCAAGUCAUCCCAGGAUGUGUCCCCACCAAGUGCUGGCUCAGACACCUCCCGCCCGUCCACUUCCUCCAGCCAGCUGGACGGGAUGAGCCUGCUGAUGGGCCGAGCAGGGGCCCGGGGAGACCCUGAGCCAGAGCCCUCUCGCCUCCUCUCGGUCUUUGAGGCUCUACUAGCCCAGUUUGACCGCCUUAACCAGGCCACAGAGGACGUGUAUCAGUUGGAACGGCGGCUGCAGGGGAUACAAGGUUGGAGAUCCAGGGGCCAUUUGGCCAGCCCACCCUGGGCCCCUGGACCUCCCAUCCCUUCGCCUCCCCCAGGCCCCCCCCCAGGGAACCAGACCACUCUGCCGGCCAGGAUUGCCCGGGCCAGCAGGGGGAUUGGCAUGGCAGCCACCCAGGCGUCUUCCAGCUCACCUCUUGUGAGGGCAUCAAAAAGGGCAAAGAACAGGAUCCACCCCAGCCUUACGUAGGUGGGUCCUGGCCAGGGUGGAGUAGGAACCCUUGCUCCUAUUGAGGGCUCCAGUUUGAAUCCCUAAUGUUGGACCACUUCCUGUGGCAUUUCCUUUGGUCUCCCUCCAACCCAGAGGUUCCUUUCCUUGGGAUGCAGGCUGUAGUUUGUCCCUGGCUGCAGCCCUCGACACCGGAAGCAGGGAUGCGUCUCAGUAUUAAGCUCUUACCCAGGGGUUCUAGCUUCCCCUCCCCCUCUACCCCCCAAUCGUGAUGUACUUGGGCCCAGGGGUUAUGGGGAAGGAAGGAAGGAAGGAAGGAAGGCACCCAGAGCCCUGGGUGGAGGGGCUCCAAAACUCAGCACUUUAACGGAGGCUUUCUUAACAGGCAGGGACCCAGGUGUUCCCAGCACUCCAGAAUAGGGCUGGGGCGAAGAACAGUAUUGGAUUUCUUUUUUAGGUCUACAAUUGAAAUAAGUGAGAACCAGAGGUGUGAGCAUCAUGUGUAGGGGAGGGGGGCUCACAGUGGCCACGGUGGUUCUAGGGGGAGAGAGGUCCCUUAGGAUGGAGGAAUAGGCUUUCCUUUCCUAAUCCUCAUGUGUCUGAAGUAGAACAUGCGGGAGGAGGGAGAGAGAGAGCAGAUGGAGGUUGGGGCCUAUGAGGGCUAAGGAUUCUGCCCCUCAUACCCUAAUUUAUUACCUGGGCCCUCAGGUACAGGUACAGCAGGGCUGUGCCUGCCCCACCUCCCGCAGCGGCAGGCACCUCCUCACACUAAGGGCACCAAAGCCUGCCUCCCCCACCCCUAAGUUAUUACCACCCCCUUACACUUCCAUUCCAGCCACUGGCUCACUAUGUGUAUGUAUAUUGUCAGUAAUUUAUAUGGGGUUAAAAUGUAUAUAUUUUUGUAUGUCGCUAUAUUUUCAUAGCACUGGGGUGGGGGGAGAGCUGUGGCACAUGUAGUUGAGCCUUCCCCCUCCCACCAGUUAUUUAAAGUGAUGUUCCUGAGGGCACAGCCCUCACUGAGUUUGCUGUAUAUAAAGUGUUAGUGGUGUGUGUGGAUGCCCCAGAGCUGGGGGCCCGAGGGGCUAGGUAGCUCCUGGGGCUCCAUGCCGGGGCUGUGGGCUCUCAGCGGGCUUAAGGCUGGGGUGAGGAGUAGCUCAGAGGCCAGAGGGGCAGGGCCCAGGUCAGUGAGCUGGGGUCAGGGUG
This is a messenger RNA of Gracilinanus agilis (Agile Gracile Mouse Opossum), 14220 nucleotides long. It is a transcript of the gene PKD1, whose product is annotated as polycystin 1, transient receptor potential channel interacting. Gene Ontology annotation, molecular function: protein binding. The record is from RefSeq and is a predicted model, not a curated record. Gene Ontology annotation, biological process: kidney development. The transcript has 46 exons. Bases 1 to 13038 code for a protein of 4345 amino acids. Lineage: Eukaryota; Metazoa; Chordata; Mammalia; Didelphimorphia; Didelphidae. Gene Ontology annotation, cellular component: membrane.